AUGGCACAACAACCCACCGCGACGCUCUGCAAUGACCCGUUCAGCCACACACACUACAGCUUCCCUUCUCCACCGACCCCCUCAAUCGGCACAGUCGGCGACAUUUAUCUCAACACUAAUCAGACCAAACCCGCACUCUAUGCUCGACUACCUGAUGGAUGGAGGAUCUGGAUGGGGCCUAAGGGACGGUCGGAUCCUAUUGUGUGUCCGCAGGAUGACAAGUAUGUGCUCAAUAUCGCACUGUUGAGGGGGGAGCAUGGGUGGUUGCCGCGAGAAACCCUGAAUGCACGAAUGAUCCAACCGGCCCAUAUACUUCUCCAACAAUUACUCAAGAAACAAGCACUGAAUGCCAAGCGAAAACCAGCAGACCAUGCUGGUGGUGAUGCCGCCAAACGACCUCGAGUGUCAGACUCAACUCUAACCUCUAUCUCAACAAAGACAAAUACUUCUCUCUCUACUCCUCGAAACAAUGGCACCCCCAACACCAGUUCCAUAUCCGCUCCUCCCAACGCCAAACGGAAACCCGACCAAACUACUGGUCAUUCCAAGCGCCCUCGACUCUCUGAGCCUGUUCCGGCGAAAGAGACGAGUCCUUCCCCAUCUCACUCCAACAAUUAUUCUCCUCCACCUUCGGUCAGAAGCCCCAGUCCGUCUAUACCAGCUUUACCACCACCCGAAGUAACAAAGCUCAAGAAACCAUCUUCGCAUCCUCUACGUGAUCUCUCAGCUAUGUCGCGAACACCCAGCUCCUCCACUUUCCAUCCAACAAUGACAUCUACGCCAAAGCCACUGCCAAAGCGAACCGGAUCAGACAAGAAACCUACGGAGCCUCUUCCUCCUAGCACCAUUCCAACGAAGCGGUCACACUCAAAAGGGUUGGAGCCGAGUCCUCCAAAGAAACGUCGUGUGGAGCCAGAUGAUGAAGACGACGACAUUCUUCCCGGAGAACCACCAAGUGCUGCCAAAGCUGCGGAAGCAGAAAGAAGAAGACUGUGUAAGGAGGCGCUUGCUCCGUUUAAGUCGAGAUUGAAACAUAUGGCGACUCUUAAACGGCCAUGGGAAGGCACGCUGGCGGCUGCAAGCGCGCUAUUCGACCGAGAGGACCCAAUUCACAACACGCUCAAACUGAAGUCAUGGGCGUAUGCGGAUGACAUCGGCGGGCUGGCGCUCGAGGUGGGGAGGCGUAUUGACAAGGUCACGAAGACAAAGAAGAGCGAGAUGCGGGAGAAGGAACCGUGGGUUGAUAGGGCCGACAGCCGAGCGAUUGCGCAGCAGUGGAAAGUCGGAAUGUGGGCGUACUGUCAAGGAUUUUGGAAGGAGAUUGGUACCUUUCGCUCGUUCUACGAGAAGUACAAAGGACCGAAAGGCGUUGAAAUGUCGACAACAGCGUGGGCCACGUUCCGAGCGAUAGAAGAAGAAGCGCGGUCUUCUGCGGACAGACAACAAAACAAUGGAAACAAUGCCAUUCAAGCGGCGUUGCCAAAGCCCAGGCCACCACAUUCGACAAGCAUGAAACCAAAAGCCGAGCCUCGUCCUUCUUUCGCGAUCAAGUCUGCGCCCACUGACAUUUCUGACAAGCAACCGACUUCAGAACUCCCGUCGGGCCACGAGUUGGCACCGAAGCUAACUACGCCGCCUCUGAAUGUGAAGUCACCUCUUCUGCCCAACAUGCACCAGCCAGUUGUGCAAGAGCCGCAAGAAGAAACUCCCAUCCGUAUGCAGCUUCCGCAAUCGAACGAAGAGCCUGAAAGGGUCCCAUCUCGCGAGCCGAGUCCGAUAUUGGAGGACAUCCGUGACGCCCCCAGUCCUGGUCAAGCUGUGGAUCGCGAAACAAUCAUACCAGCAUCACCGGCUCCCAGUUUGUCUCAUGCCUUGACUCCACCUCCACUUUCACCACCUCUGCCACCAAUCCAAGUCAAAACAGAGCCCAUUUCGACUUUCUUGCAAAGUGUCAAUGCUGGGCCGAAACCGGGCCAGGAGGUGGUUGAUCUGACGCUGGACUCUGACGAUGAAGAGGCACCUACGCCAAAGCUCGCUUCCCUACCACACCCUACCUCUUCUUCUUCUCGUGCUGCUACUUCUUCCGAACCUGUUAUUCCCGCGCCGCUCUCACGUCCAUUGUCUCCAGCCCUCGAUGACGCACCAAACCGCACGUCUUUGGUUUCUGCAAGCCCAGCAACGCCGGCCUCGAACCGGGUGACUGCAGAGCCCUUGAUGCGAAGUAAACCUCGUUCGAAGAAGAAACCCAGGAAGUUGGCGGAGUUUGUGGACCAGUUGCUCGAAAAUGAUGAGAUGAUUGGCAUCCGACCUGCUGCGAAUAAUAAUCGGACACUGCCUAAUCUGCCAAACGAUGACUCGGAAAUGCCGCUGCGACGGUCUGAAUCGGAGAAAGAAAAUCAGGAAAUGUCAAAGGCAGAUGCUCAAAAGAACCCGGAAGUACAGGUCAAGCGCGACCAAGAACAGCGUCCGCCGCUGCUUCCGCAGCCGACAACUUCUGGAGGACGAGUAUUUAUCGAUCUCUCAGUGGAUUCAGAUGACGAAGUGUCCUCAAAUAACCAUUCGAGCGCUGAAAUUAGCGGCCCAGCCAGUACUCAUCCCCUUGUCCGCCCAUCACCCUCCAAACCUGACCACUUCUACCUUGUCGCUUCUGAUGUUGACGUGGCCAACGAGAUCUUGCUGCGCUGCGUUGACCCAGGAAGUGAUGCUGCUAACACGGACUGGAACUCGGUGCUCGCCCAUAUUGGGCUUUUGGGGGUCCCGCAGAAUACCAAGCACGAUGAGGAGCUGUGGAGACAGACCGCCCCGGCGUUGAGGGAGUACUAUGUGCAAUAUGUUGCUCCGACAACAGAUGUCCCUGAAAACGACACCGGGCCGAUUAUACCGCAAGAAUCGUCUGCUUUAACCCAAUCUGGACCAAAAGCAUCCCUAGCUGUCGAGUCCGCUGUCGAAACCCUCCCUCUCGAAGCCCCCGAUGCCCAUGUUGGACCGCUCUUAGACCCUGGUGUUUGCAAGAGCACGCAGCACCCCAUCAAGCUGGAGGACAUCUCUUCAGGAAUCCUGGAAGAGCGCAUGCUCGCCAUGUGCCUGACCCAAGUUUGUUUCCCGCCGUUUUCGCAGCACAUGAUCCCGUGUGUGCAGUGCUGGGAGAAACGGAAAGCCGAGGGAGGAAAGGGAGAUGCGUUUGAACUGCCUCAGAACGCCUCACGACGACAGCGGUCGAAUCAUAUCCGCCAACACCACCCUGAGGUAUUCGACUUGAUCGUUGAGAAUACGGCGGGCAUGUCGGACGAGGAGCAGGAGCAAUGGGCUCGGAGCUUCUGGGAAGAUUCGGCGGAAUGA
Molecule: messenger RNA, 3339 nt
Organism: Mycena indigotica
Lineage: Eukaryota; Fungi; Basidiomycota; Agaricomycetes; Agaricales; Mycenaceae
Exons: 7
Coding region: 1-3339 (1112 amino acids)
Source: RefSeq, a predicted model, not a curated record